CGCGCAGCUGAUAUUGAUUGCGGGACUUUGUUUAUGUAAUAGUAGUAAAUUUUUAAUCAUUUCCGCGAUGCUUCGUAAAGUGGUCAUUGGUUCUGGACUAGUCGCCUUGAUACCUACUGUAAAUGCUGCAUCUCCUAUUCAGGAGGCUAAAGAGCCCCAACGUCCACCACCAAUGAAACCAUCAGAGCUGCCACUAUAUGAUGCACCCCAUGCCGAAUAUGGAGACCUUGUAGAAUGCAAAUCCAAUGAGAUUAAAAAAAGUUAUUUGAGAUCUAUCUUACAGCCUCCUGUAACUGCAAUUAGAGAAACCUUUGAGACUGGUGUAACUCACACAUCAUCUCUUAAACAUAGAAUUGAGGACAGCUAUCAUGAAACUAUUGAUAAAACAGAUUGGGUAGUGCAGUAUCUGCGAGAAGAGGAAAACAAACAGACCAGAUAUGGGGCUGUUGCAAUAGGAGGACUUACUGGAUUCAUCUUUGGCCUGAGGGGUGGCUUUAUUAAAAGAGUAUUCUAUGCCACUCUUGGCACAACAGCCAUGGGCUAUGUUUGCUUCCCUGAAGAAACAAAGCAAAUAAUGAACGAAAAUGGUACACUAGCAAAACAAUAUAUUAAUAUUGCCUACAACUUCUUAUAUGGAGUUAAACCAGGAGAUCCACAAUUGGAGGUGAAAUUACCUGAACUGUCCUUCCCCAAGGACUUUUCAGAGUUAGUUGAUGUGGCUGUUUCUCUUGCAUCUACUGUAAAGCAGGCCGUUAUGCCACCACCAUCUAAAGAGUCAGAGAAAAAGGAAUAGAUGGUGACAUACAUCCUGAUAUUGAAUAUUGUCAGCAUGGGGCAAAUACCUAAUGUCUUACAUUGAUUCUAUUGCAGUGAAAAUAAUUGCAAUUUAGGUUCUGUUAUCAAUAUUUACUAAAUGUAUAAAUUGUAAAAACAAGAAUGAUGAAAUAUAUGUUUAUUAUUCAAGAA
Pieris brassicae (large cabbage white) is the source of this 966-nucleotide messenger RNA. RefSeq lists its product as uncharacterized. Gene Ontology annotation, cellular component: MICOS complex. Lineage: Eukaryota; Metazoa; Arthropoda; Insecta; Lepidoptera; Pieridae. The transcript is spliced from 7 exons. The record is from RefSeq and is a predicted model, not a curated record. Bases 68 to 793 code for a protein of 241 amino acids. Gene Ontology annotation, biological process: cristae formation.